Molecule: messenger RNA, 5120 nt
Organism: Synchiropus splendidus (mandarinfish)
Lineage: Eukaryota; Metazoa; Chordata; Actinopteri; Syngnathiformes; Callionymidae
Product: protein kinase C alpha type-like
Exons: 17
Coding region: 144-2159 (671 amino acids)
Biological process (GO): protein phosphorylation
Molecular function (GO): ATP binding; diacylglycerol-dependent serine/threonine kinase activity; zinc ion binding
Source: RefSeq, a predicted model, not a curated record
UGGAGUCCACAGACAGGGGGAAGCCCUACGCCAGUGAGUACAGUGUCUCCGCCGUGGACCGCCGCCCCGACACACGGACGACUGGAAAACGCCCACAGACACCCAAGCAGCCUGUGAAGGACGCGUUGUAGUAGAAUUAAAGCAUGGCAGAUGUUUCUUUGAUCGAUUCGCCAGACGGGGACGUUGCCAACAGGUUUGCUCGCAAAGGCGCUUUGAGGCAAAAGAACGUCCACGAAGUGAAGAACCACAAGUUCACGGCCCGGUUCUUCAAGCAGCCGACUUUCUGCAGCCACUGCACGGACUUCAUCUGGGGAUUUGGAAAGCAAGGAUUUCAGUGCCAAGUUUGCUGUUUUGUGGUCCACAAGAGGUGCCAUGAAUUUGUCACAUUCUCCUGCCCGGGAGCCGAUAAGGGACCAGACACAGAUGAUCCCAGGACGAAGCACAAAUUUAAGAUCCACACCUAUGGCAGCCCGACCUUCUGUGACCACUGUGGCUCUCUGCUCUAUGGCCUCAUCCACCAGGGCAUGAAAUGUGACUCAUGUGACAUGAACGUUCAUAAGCAGUGUGUGAUGAAUGUGCCCAGCCUGUGUGGGAUGGACUUCACCGAGAGGAGGGGGCGAGUUUUCCUCAAGUGCGAGGUCAGCGCCGAGAAGCUGCAAGUGACAGUGAGUGAAGGUAAAAACCUGAUCCCCAUGGACCCAAACGGCCUGUCUGACCCAUAUGUCAAGCUCAAGCUCAUACCAGACCCUAAAAACGAGACCAAGCAGAAGACCAAAACCAUCCGAUCCAACCUCAACCCCAAGUGGAAUGAAACUUUCACCUUCAAGCUGAAGCCUUCAGAUAAGGACCGCAGGCUGUCCGUGGAGGUGUGGGACUGGGACCGGACAACCCGAAAUGACUUCAUGGGAGCGCUUUCCUUUGGGGUGUCAGAGCUCAUGAAGUCUCCAGUCUGUGGCUGGUACAAGUUGUUGUGUCAGGAGGAGGGCGAGUAUUACAACGUUCCCAUCUCGGAGGAAGACGAUGGAAAUGAGGAGCUGAGACAAAAGUUUGAGAAAGCCAAGCUGGGUCCUGGCAAGAAGGUGAUCACAGAGACUGACAACGGUCGCUCAAGCCACUUUUUAUCUGACAGCGUGGACCAGGUCAAGCUCAGCGACUUCUCCUUCCUGGCUGUGCUUGGUAAAGGCAGCUUUGGAAAGGUCAUGCUCGCAGAGAGAAAAGCCACCGAAGAGCUGUACGCCAUUAAGAUUCUCAAAAAGGACGUGGUGAUCCAGGACGACGACGUGGAGUGCACCAUGGUGGAGAAGAGAGUCCUGGCUCAGCAGAGUAAACCGCCCUUCCUCACUCAGCUGCACUCGUGCUUCCAGACAGUGGAUCGUUUGUACUUCGUGAUGGAGUACGUGAACGGGGGAGACCUCAUGUACCAUAUCCAACAGGUUGGAAAGUUCAAGGAGCCGCAGGCAGUGUUCUAUGCAGCAGAGAUCGCCAUCGGACUUUUCUUUCUUCACUCAAAAGGAAUAAUUUACAGGGAUCUCAAGUUGGACAAUGUGAUGCUGGACUUUGAGGGCCACAUAAAAAUCGCCGACUUUGGCAUGUGCAAGGAGAAUAUAUUGGAGGGCGUCACCACACGAACCUUUUGCGGCACCCCUGAUUAUAUCGCCCCAGAGAUUAUCGCAUAUCAGCCAUAUGGACGCUCAGUGGACUGGUGGGCAUAUGGUGUGCUGCUCUACGAGAUGCUUGCAGGACAGCCGCCAUUCGAUGGAGAGGAUGAAGAUGAGCUGUUCCAGUCCAUCAUGGAGCACAAUGUUUCCUACCCCAAGUCCCUGUCCAAAGAAGCCGUCUCCAUUUGUAAAGGGCUGAUGACCAAGCAUCCAUCCAAGCGCCUUGGCUGCGGACCUGAGGGAGAGCGUGACAUCAGAGAACACGCCUUUUUCAGACGCAUUGACUGGGAUCGUCUGGAGAACAGAGAGAUACAGCCACCCUUCAAACCUAAAGUGUGUGGCAAAGGUGCGGAGAACUUUGACAAGUUCUUCACCCGCACUCAGCCUCAGCUCACGCCUCCCGACGAGCUUGUCAUUGCCAACAUCGACCAGGCCGAGUUCGCCGGCUUCUCUUUCAUCAACCCGGAGUUCAUGCGCCCCUCGCUCAGCAACAGCGCCUGAAGAAACCAGGCGACCUCUUAACCCAUCUCCCCGCCCCAAACUGAAAACUGACCUGGCAUCAGUAAAAAUCAAGGCACACUAUUCACUUCGGCGGAUGUUUAAGGCAUGUUUUUGAGUUCUAAUAAGAAUAAUACCCUGCCGGUUUGGACCACACCUGCUGGUGGUUGGAGAAGGGGGCAUGCUGCGACUCAUUCUGACCUCGGUUCAGCUUUAGUUCUGUCUGUUUUUGUGAAGUAACUAGAGAAACAUCGCCACUCAAGACACAAAAGUCAAUAUCGAAGGGGGAAUGAAUUAUGUUUACACCGGGAAGAACAGGAACAGAUGACAUCGGUGUUCAGUUCAUAUGUAAAUGAAAGUACUUUCAAUCAAAUCUCCAAACGUGUGUACCACAGAGAUGCUUAGAAUCAUAGCCGAACUCAAAUGCAGUUGCCAAACAUGAAGGACAGAUGGGGCAGAUGUUGAAUCUUCCUGGUUCAAUGUUUUCCUGCAUCCCGUUUACACUUUCCUCUGUGCUGUUGUUCCAUGAAAUGAAAGUAUAGGGGUUAGAUGUUUCUUUGUUGUCAGUCAAAGCUGCCCUAGAACCACGUCCUCCACCUCCCAGAGCUGCAGAACCUCUCUCCUAUUAGUUCGAGCUUUCAUUUUGCCUUAAAGUUGACCCAGCAAGUUUACAGUCUGUCACUACUGGACAGUAGUCAGUGUUAUCGUCUGCCUGUGCGCGUCUGUAUUCCCACACUCGGCGGCAGGUUUGGGCCAUUUUCAUCUCUGCUAUCAUCAGAUUUCUCAGUAGAAUAAUCCACCCCUCCAGCGCACGUAUUUCUUGUACGUUGCCUAAAUUCUUCGUCUUGAGCUCAUGGCGUUCUCGACUCAUUCACCCAGGUGUAAAUAAUCACGGUUCAUUUCAAGGCUUGUUUUUGUAACAACUAAUGAAUGUUCUUUUAUGAAGUGAGGAGGAAGUGUGACACUGAAGUCCAGUCGACUGUCGUCGCCCUUCUUUUGCGCUCACGACUAAUGCGGUUUUGACUCUGCAUGCUGGAGGCAUCGGUCACAGGCAUGAUCGCUCACAUGCUGCAUGGAUGUGAAAAUGACUAUUUGUCCAAUGGGCAUUCGUCUGAAAUCUAUCAGGCCAAUAUGAGAAAAUGUAAAGGCCAUUAAUGAUUUAACAGAAUCAACUAGUCGGCUGAAAUGUGUUUUGCAUCGUUGUAAUGUCAGUGUAAUGAUUAACCAUUAAGGAACGCAUUGAAAUAUUGAGGUGUUCUUUAUUGAAUUUUGGAAUUAGCUCGUGCCAAAUGUUGGCUACGUUUGACGCCAGUUAACAUAAACAACCACCCAAGGCAGCGCACUGCAGCUGUCCACUUGUUAGAUCUGAUUCAGAGACCAUAAAUGAUUUCUUUCUUAACUUAUGCACCUGUUCCUACUUUAUAUAUGUUAUACAUGUCUUGUCCUUGUCUGGUGCUUUCUUGCUUUGGCUAUACUGUCACAUACAGGUGAUGCUAGCGCUAGCUGCAAUUGAAAUACUUCCUUACUUCAACAGAAUAUGGACCUAGUGUUUCACAAAAUCUCCAUUCAUCAAAAUACUGUGAGACUUGAUAAAAAAAAAAAAAACAAAACGUUGAACUCAUGAGAGGUUUUUAAUGAAUUAAUUUCAUUGUAAUAUUUGGCUCCCAAAUGCUCAAAUGUAGGUGGGAAGUGUCCGUUUCAUUGAGAGAUUGGCUGUUCCCCAUGUUCCCACUGACGGAAACUUUAUUCAUAAGUGUAUUGAUAUUCCCAAUUAACCUCCUAAUGUCCCAGCCUUCAAAAUACGUAUGUCCAAAAGGGAGCACUAAGUAAAAAGAUUUUUUAAAUUCUCUAAAACUCCACAUCAUCUGUGAUAGUGUUGUGUGCUUGGCUACUCUCUCCAGACUUCAGAGCCCAAAGUAAAGCACAAGUCAACAGAUCAAGAAGUGUUCCCAGGUCAGGAAGAGAGGGUCGUAAUCUUUCACCCAUCCUGCCAGUCUGCGCCCACUAAUGCUAUAACUACGACUCACUCUCAUGAAGCAAGUGUCGUCUCAGAUUCCUAUACCAACUCAAGUGGCCACUCUAUUUAUGAAGCAGAAGUUUAAGAUGUUGUGGCUCUGUAUAUGAUUUUUAAAUGUACUUUUAGCAUGGUCAAAAAAUGAACCUCCAGAUUUAGAAGCUUUUUAUCACACCGAAUCUUCAUAAUGAAUCGAGUCAUGAAUCGAUUUUUCUCUCGGGACGUGCCGUCCUGAGACAGUUUAUUUUUUGUUUGUGAUGUGACGCCAUCUGUUCGACCUCCCCGUGCCGCUGAAAUGAAUGUUGUCGACAAUAUCAACUGGGCGAAGGAAGGGAUUGUUUAAAAGAACCCGACCUCCACCUCCCCCCUCCCUCUUGUCCAAUCCAAAUUGCCCCCCCCAUUCUCCUGAUGACAUGUUACUAAGGAGCCAUAUGUGAUAAGUGUUUUUACUUUGUUUACAUUUAAUUCGGGUUUAACCUUUGUGUAUGUCGGUCAAAUAAUGAAGUAACUUAUGUCAUGGAGUGGAUGUAACUUUUCAGAAAGCAAACAUAUGUUUACUCUUCUUUUUUUUUUUUUGGCGGUUCUUAGACUAGAGCUCUCCUCUACAUGUGCUUCGCAUCGUGUCCCUUCAGCCGCGCUCUGUCCGCCUCACUCUAGGUCACCUGAAUGGAACAGAGCGACAAGAUCAAUCAUGUGCAGGAAUGCCUUAUCUCCUCACCCUGGCAGUAACUCGGUGUCUUACUCUCCUGUCUGUGCUUACGUACCCUCCCCCCCCUCGUCCGUGUACAUAAAUAGUUGUCGGCAUAGAUUAUAAUCAAAGGAAUAUAUUGUAUUUUGCAAAAAUGGUGUUUGUUAUCUUCCCUCGUCGGCCUGAAACCUUUAAACUGAGUCUCAGCUUCUUACCUUGUAUCUAAUAGUGUCAUUUGUACUUAAUGUACCAUAAUUCAAAU